This is a messenger RNA of Hymenoscyphus albidus, 3774 nucleotides long. The record is from the annotation of a GenBank genome assembly. NCBI's taxonomy places the organism in Eukaryota, Fungi, Ascomycota, Leotiomycetes, Helotiales, Helotiaceae.
AUGCCCUUCGACAACAGAGCCUCCCCAUCCACGUCGGCUACAGUCUGGACGCACGACUCGGCCGACAUUCCUUCCAUAUCAUCUGUCUCUGCUGCAUCGAGUGGCAGUGGCAGUACCACUCCCUCCAGAUCCACCACCCCAAAGCCUCGCGAAUCUUCAAUAUCAACAUCAACAACCCCCUCGGCACCACCGACAAGAAAGAUACACCCCAAGCGAGCUCUGUCCUCGACCAGCACGCCAAUUCCUUCAAGAGAUCCUUCUCCCGUUCGACAAGCCGUAAGGCCAAGUGUAUCGACCCGUCACACAGGCCCGGGGAGAUCAAGGAAGAAUAGCUCGCAAGACGUCAGUCCGUCACGCUCCUCAAGCACCACAAACCCACCUUCCGCGGCCGCCACCCAGAGAGCAUUGUCUGCUGCAUCCAUCCCAACUCUAUACCCAAAUUUAUCAGAGCCCAUAAUACGUGCUCCAAUUCCUCAAAAACCUUCCGUGACAUCAGAGCUGACGGAUACCCCUCGCUGGCCGAUAUCCCCAAGACUUCGCUCCCCUCCUCUUAACAAAUCAACGGCCACUACUCCACGGAAGAUUGAUCAAGAACCUCCAGUGAUCAAUGUACAGCGCGCUGACCAACCGACGGACCAGUCGUCAGAGAAACCAACAUCGAACGACAACGACGCGGAGGAUUCUCUGACGGUGCCAGGCAUGCGAACGCCAGCAAGGGGACCCAGCGGUGCCAGCGGGGUCGGCUCCACACUGGAGACGGUGCAGGAGAUGCAAUCGAAAUCUGAAGACGAAUCACUAGAAAGAGUGGGAAGGCCAACAGAUCAGGACGGCGCCAUCAAGUCGAGUAAACAAAAGGCCAAUGCCACCGCCAGCGAGAGUGGCAGUGAGAGUGGUGGAAAAGGCGAAAUCAAGAUGAGAACGACUUCAGCUACAGCGGCAACAGGCUUACGACCCAGUGCUCCAGCGGUAAAGCCAUUUGGAACGACGGGUGGUGCCAAUAAAGUAAAGACUGCUGGGGAAGGGUCUACCAGAAAUAUGACGGUGGAAACCGAAGUGGUGAGCUCGGUAGUACCACAAGUGGCCAUUGAACGGCCAGCAGGCAAUGGCAGUAUCCGACAGAAACCAAGUACCGAGACCAUACGACCGAAGAAGGAGAAGAAGAAGACGACCCGCAAGGCUCCAUCAGUUACUUCAGGCACGGGUGAGCACGCAAAUUCAUCAAGACCCAGACUGCACCAUCAUCCUUCUAUCCGAGAUUUUUCUUAUUCUGCGGCGACUGCUGCUCGGCCAUCUGAAAGGGUGUACGGUCAAGGCCCGUAUUCGCCUUCGAGCAGUAGUGGCGCAACAAGUCCUGAGCGGCAGUUCAUACCGUCAAACCGCAGACCAAGUUUAAGUAUUCACAGUGUAAGCUCUAUGCUAACUAGAAGUCGCCCAGCCUCUUCAAAAGCAGAUAUCUUCGAAGCCAAAGUCGCCAGCGCGGUCGAUGAGGCAAACUCGUCCGAUUCGGAAGAAACCUUUGUCUACGAAUCGAACCCUCCAGAACCCCCAGAACAAAAGCGGCGGUACCACUCGCGAACGCCAAGUGCGACCUCGAUGGUCAGCCAGAUUGAUCACCAACGAUUAGGUCCGAGACUGAACCCCGAAGGAGUUCACAGUGUGGCAAUGAAGAAGAGUAUGAAAUUUGCAAAUUCCUUUAACGCCAAUGGUCCAGAUUCUACCACCGGAGAAGAUGACGGAAAGGGGACGGUACGAAGUAACAUGGGGACCGGAAGAGGAACAACGCAUCAUCAUCAUCACAUUGGCCGGUGGGGACGAAAUGGAGGAAAUGGCCACGCCUCUCUCUUUGAUAACGAAUCUCCUUUUCCAAACGCAGCAAAAUCAAAAUUUGCAGGAACGUCUCCUAGACACGCCUCGCAACCAACAAGCCCGAGAUUAUCAAAUGCUUCGAGAUUGGGGGCAGGGGGUCUCGGCAAGAAGUCUUCUCCCAUGUCAGCCGGUUAUGAUUUGGACGACGCUGCCGAUGACGAACGUACCCCAUUGAUCGCAAGCAUACGCUCUGGAAGAUCUGGAAGGGGGCGACGUCCCAAUGCAGCAUCAAUUCGACAGCUCGAGCAUCAAGCUUCCCGGCAUAAUCGAUCAUUGCUUGCUCAGUUCACUGGGUGGCUAGUUCUCUGCCUCAUGAUAAUCCUGGUCCUUUCCGGUGCUGUUGGGUUCAUGCUUGCCACUACUCAACCUCUAACCAGCGUCAAAGUCCUGGCAAUCAAAAACGUUCUGGCCAGUGAGCAGGACAUUAUUUUUGAUAUGAAAGUCCAGGCAAGAAAUCCAAACAUUGUGGCUGUCACAGUCGAUCUCGCCGAUCUAGUUAUAUUUGCCAAAUCAAAAUACGCAGGAACCGAUUCGGAGUGGUGGAGUCAACCAGAUCCUGAUAUCUUUAGGAAAAUGCGACGAGGGAUUCGAAAAAUCGUGACGAAACGUGACGACGAUCCACGUGAUCCUCCGUUGGGCGAGGAUCCAAAUACCAAUCCCAACCUGGAAAUCGGACACGUCUAUGAACUCGACAGCCCGUUGAACUUUGAAGGAUCACCAUUUCAACAGACUCACUCCGAUUCGACUGGUCAGAUUCGGGUUCACCAUCCAGGAAACAACACUCUGCCAGCAGGAAGUGAACGUUGGGGAAGAGUGCUACAACAUGAAUUCGACUUGAUUGUACGAGGCACACUCAAAUACUCCCUUCCAUUGAGCUCGCGGAUCAGAAGCAUCUCCAUCGAGGGGCGUGUUACGGUUAAACCUAAUGCAGCAGAUACAGACCCCGACACCGUGCAUAUUACAUCAAGCCGAUGAAUCGGCAACACCAAGCGUGGUUAAGCGACACCACAUACACGAAAACUCUUUUGACGUUUCUCCUUUGUUCAUGAUCUUUGACUAUUAAAGCUUCCUACUGUGCAUUGAGCGAGCGUUUUUUUUUGUCCUGCGCCGGAGCUGGGGAUUGGGAGAAUAUUAAGAUUUUUCUAAUGUUUUUUCGACACACUACUACAUCAUGCAUGGAUUGGGGUUUUUUUGGGACGAAAAGAAAGAAUUUGGGAUUCUGGCAGGGCGCAAGAUUUUUGAGCGUCUUUUUUGUGUUCCAGGUGUUUAUUAAAAGGGAGAUUGAUUACAUAGGAACUUUUCUCUCUCUCUCUCUCUCUCUCUCUCUCUCCUUCUCUCUCUCUCUCCUUUCACAAGAGUCUUUUUUAGGAUGGACUUGGGAAAGGGGGCUUACAGAAGCCUCUUUUUUUGAAUGGAAAUGGACAAGAGUACUGGGGAAGGAACUCUUCCUUGCCCUGCUCUCUUUAAGAUGAACUUUUUCUUUUGCACCGUCUUCUUUUUUGUCGCUUUUAUGUUUUGCCCUUCUCUUGAUUUUCCUCCUACGGUCGAUUCGAGAGGGGAGGCAUGUGUAUUUUCUGGUGCGAAUUGAUUGAUUUGAAGCGGGUCUGAAAGACGCUUGGACUUAAUGUUGGGACUUGAUGUUGGGAGUACAUUACUUUCUUGGAUGGAGAGAGGUUCCCUGGGGGAGACGAGUGCGACGAUUUUUGUUAUCUUACAUUUUUUUACUCUUUUUCUACUUUUUAUAGAUGGGAGGUGCUUUUUGUUUUUAUGUGGAUGAAGAGGAAUUGUCAGAGCGAUGGGAUGGGAUGGGAUGGGAUGGGAUGGGAUUGCAAGUCGAUCGAUCGAUUGGUCUGCAAAGGCUUCUCUGUUUGUUCUUGUAUGAUUGGAGAGUGAGGUGAGGAGAUGGAU